CAGGAAACGAACAUUUUCAGACUCGGACACAGAAGCAGCCCUCUACACGUCUACUCCUCUAAUUUGAUAAUUUUAUUAAUGCUGGCUGUGCGUGACUGCUUCUACAGGAAGAAACGCCAGUAAAAGAGCCAGCUGCGGCAGUUAUUAGACACAUUUGAGGCGUCUUUGACCGGAGGCUUGAGUGUGAGGCCAGGGCGUGUUUGAAUCUCAACAGUUGGAGAGACCAGCGUGCCUCCUCCUCCUCACUCCUCCCUCCUUAGUGGAUGCUAGCUCGGUAGCCCUUUGCAUGUCGUAGCGCUCGUAGUUCAAAAGUUGUGUCUCGUCUACAGUUUUUGUUUGUAUUUGUAUCGGAGGUCUAGAAGAAGAUGGGAUGUACUCUGAGCACGGACGACAAGGCGGCGCAGGAGCGCAGCAAGAUGAUCGACAGAAACCUGCGGGACGACGGAGAGAAAGCCGCCCGGGAGGUGAAGCUGCUGCUGCUCGGUGCUGGAGAGUCUGGAAAGAGUACAAUUGUUAAACAGAUGAAGAUCAUCCAUGAAGCCGGCUACUCAGAGGAGGAGUGUAAGCAGUACAAGGCAGUUGUCUACAGCAACACCAUCCAGUCCAUUAUUGCCAUCAUCAGAGCUAUGGGACGUCUCAAGAUUGACUUUGCUGAUGCAGCCAGAGCGGAUGAUGCGCGGCAGCUGUUUGUGUUGGCCGGCUCAGCAGAGGAGGGCUUCAUGACAGGCGAGCUGGCCGGGGUCAUCCAGCGGCUGUGGAAGGACGGAGGAGUACAGGCCUGCUUCAGCCGCUCCCGAGAGUACCAGCUCAACGACUCAGCAGCAUACUACCUGAAUGACUUGGACAGAAUAUCCCAUGGUUCGUAUGUGCCCACCCAACAGGAUGUGUUGAGGACCAGGGUCAAAACUACCGGUAUUGUGGAAACACACUUCACUUUCAAGGACCUGCAUUUCAAAAUGUUUGAUGUCGGCGGACAGAGAUCAGAGAGGAAGAAGUGGAUCCACUGUUUCGAGGGAGUCACUGCCAUCAUCUUCUGUGUGGCUCUGAGUGAUUACGACCUGGUGCUGGCUGAAGAUGAAGAGAUGAACCGAAUGCAUGAGAGCAUGAAGCUGUUUGAUUCCAUCUGCAACAACAAGUGGUUCACAGACACCUCCAUCAUCCUCUUCCUCAACAAGAAAGACCUGUUUGAGGAAAAGAUCAAGAAGAGCCCUCUUACAAUCUGCUACCCAGAAUAUGCAGGCUCCAACACUUACGAGGAGGCAGCAGCUUACAUUCAGUGCCAGUUCGAGGACCUGAACAAGAGAAAGGACACCAAGGAGAUCUACACCCACUUCACAUGUGCCACCGACACCAAGAACGUGCAGUUUGUGUUCGAUGCCGUCACUGACGUCAUCAUCAAGAACAACCUGAAGGACUGCGGCCUUUUCUAAAGGCAGCCUGGUGGCCGACUUACCAAGUGACUUUGAGUCUGAACUUCACUGACACCGCUGAGUGUCACUUUUAACCUCUUAUUAACUUAUGUUCAUCUCUAAAAGUUUUAAAGACGGAGUGUAGAAAAACAUUUUGUGUAAAAUAUUUGUACAACUGUCUAUGGCCGGGGAUUUUUCACUUUUUAAAAUGUGCUUGUUUUACCUAUCAUUAUUUUUAAUUUUUAUAUGAAAAGGGGGGCCUCUGCAUUUUUUUUUUUUGUCCAUGAAUGAACACUUUUGUCUUUUGUUUGUAAGUGCUUGUGCCUUGCAUGCCUUAGUUGCAGUGUUUUCUUUACGUUGACGUAGAUGUUAGGUUUAUGUAGAUGUUACCAUUGACUCUUUCCAAGAACCCCCAGUCCAUAGUAUCUUUUAUUUUUUCCUCUGAUUGUCACGUCAUUUUUCUCCUCCUUGGACAAACUAAGCAAGACCAAUUCUCUCUACAGACCAAUUCACUUUGACAUACUGUGAGCUGUAUGUAAACCUUUUCAGAUGUGCAUGUGUGCAGCAAUUGGGAGCUUUGUUUCAAUUGAAGCUUGUGUGAGUAAUUUGGCAUGCAUGGACUGAAUGUGGAUGUGUGUGUGUGCGUGAGUGGAUGUGUGCACAAUAUAGAAAAAAGGGACUUUAUUCCUCUACUUGUCAUCCUCUUUCAAAGUUUUAUUUUUCUAAGCGACCAAAAAAAAAUCUACUCUCUAAUUAAUGCGAGCACGUUGUUGGUGCGCCGCUACAAACUGUAACAUUCCUGAUUGAAUCGUGACGUAAAGAGAAGCUUUGAAAAGAGGAUGCCAAUGGCGGCCUUGUAGCAGACAGUAGGACCACAUGUAGAUCUGUGCAUAGACAGGUGGCUGGGUACAAGCACACUGUUAUUGAUCAUGAUCUGUGAUGGUUUCAAGUUACAUAUCCCCCCCAUACAUCCCAGCCCCUCUGUUUCCAUUGGAUGGGGACAUUAGUGGACUAAUCUCCAUGAUUUUGCUAAUAAAAGAGCUGCUAUGGUGAAACCAUGGCAUCUUAUGC
This is a messenger RNA of Scomber scombrus (Atlantic mackerel), 2480 nucleotides long. RefSeq names its product guanine nucleotide-binding protein G(i) subunit alpha-1. Gene Ontology annotation, molecular function: G protein-coupled serotonin receptor binding; G-protein beta/gamma-subunit complex binding; GTP binding. Bases 366 to 1430 code for a protein of 354 amino acids. NCBI's taxonomy places the organism in Eukaryota, Metazoa, Chordata, Actinopteri, Scombriformes, Scombridae. The transcript is spliced from 9 exons. Gene Ontology annotation, cellular component: heterotrimeric G-protein complex. The record is from RefSeq and is a predicted model, not a curated record. Gene Ontology annotation, biological process: adenylate cyclase-modulating G protein-coupled receptor signaling pathway.